AUGGAUGUUGAAAAAGACUUGCUGAUAGUUGACGAGGUCGGCGUCUCUAGUCAACAAGCAGGGCGCGAACAAACUUUCGCCCAGCCCGUGUUUUCAGACCCUGAAAGGGUCUAUUGUAGAGUGGCGGAUCCCGGCCAGGAAAGACUCCGCCGAAGCGAAGGCUCGGGUGGAUAUUCGUAUGCGGACGCGGUGAGGUUGCAAAAAAGUGUUAUUCAAAAUAGUCCGGCCGUCCUGGAAUUUCUUGAAGAGCAUGGCAAUAUACUGAGUGAUGUCCAAAAAAAUGUGAACAGUAUCGUGUGCAGUGAUGUAUGCGCUGAUGGAAAUUCAGAUGCUGAGACAUCAGUCGCUAAAAAUUUGUCUGACAUUGCUGAAGAAGCCAAAACAUUAUCACUCAGCCUGCCGGAGUUUUUCGAACACGUUGACAAGAAUAAAAUGUGGGACGAAUUUCUUAGUAUAUGUCAGUUAAUUUUUGAAACUAAAGUCGAAGACAAAUUUCCCUGUUUUCUCGCUGAUGACUUGUGGAAAGUUACUAAUUGUGACAAUAGAUUCGAGAAAUUGUCAGUUGAACAGGUGAGGUUGCAAAAAAGUGUUAUUCAAAAUAGUCCGGCCGUCCUGGAAUUUCUUGAAGAGCAUGGCAAUAUACUGAGUGAUGUCCAAAAAAAUGUGAACAGUAUCGUGUGCAGUGAUGUAUGCGCUGAUGGAAAUUCAGAUGCUGAGACAUCAGUCGCUAAAAAUUUGUCUGACAUUGCUGAAGAAG
Helobdella robusta is the source of this 757-nucleotide messenger RNA. RefSeq lists its product as hypothetical. Lineage: Eukaryota; Metazoa; Annelida; Clitellata; Rhynchobdellida; Glossiphoniidae. The transcript is spliced from 3 exons. The record is from RefSeq and is a predicted model, not a curated record. The annotation marks the transcript as partial.